Molecule: messenger RNA, 282 nt
Organism: Linderina pennispora
Lineage: Eukaryota; Fungi; Kickxellomycota; Kickxellomycetes; Kickxellales; Kickxellaceae
Exons: 1
Coding region: 9-275 (88 amino acids)
Source: RefSeq, a predicted model, not a curated record
CCCCCCAAAUGUCACAAUCCAUUCAACAACACCAUUUGCCAAUGUGCUUUCAACUGACGAAAAGUCAUGCAACCGAGCAUUGCUUCUUUCAGCCACUUGAGCACCCCACCCACGGCCCCGCUGCACAACCUCGGCGGCAUUCGUGGGCGUAUCCGCGAUUUGGCAAACCGAAGUGGACAACUGCUGAAAGAUGCCCACAAGCGGAAAAACCAAGUAUCCCAAACGAUGCUGGACAGCAAGACCUCGCUUGGGAUUCUCAGCGCCGUGCCGGAUAGAAAAGAG